Messenger RNA from Hippoglossus stenolepis (Pacific halibut), 306 nucleotides. Its product is annotated as E3 ubiquitin-protein ligase RBBP6-like. The transcript is spliced from 3 exons. Gene Ontology annotation, molecular function: zinc ion binding; ubiquitin protein ligase activity. The record is from RefSeq and is a predicted model, not a curated record. Bases 1 to 306 code for a protein of 101 amino acids. Gene Ontology annotation, biological process: ubiquitin-dependent protein catabolic process; mRNA processing; protein ubiquitination. Gene Ontology annotation, cellular component: nucleus. NCBI's taxonomy places the organism in Eukaryota, Metazoa, Chordata, Actinopteri, Pleuronectiformes, Pleuronectidae.
AUGUUGUAUGUACACUACAAGUUUACUUCCCAACUGCGCUACAAGACAGUCACUUUCGAUGAGCUGCAUAUCACCAUCAAGGAGCUAAAAAGGACGAUUAUGGGCUGGGAGCGCCUCAGGUCCACAAAAGGUGACCUGCAGAUCACCAAUGAGCAGACUGGUGAAGAAUAUACCGAUGAUGAAGCCCACAUCCGGAAACACUGCUCCGUGAUAGUCCACCGCAUUCCCCCUGGUGGAGUAAAGCCCGCUGACAGGAUGUUCAUUGUGUAUACAACAUUUUUCCGCAGCUGUGGCUGGACCGUCUAG